Pseudophryne corroboree (corroboree frog) is the source of this 1457-nucleotide messenger RNA. RefSeq names its product protein phosphatase 1 regulatory inhibitor subunit 11 (gene PPP1R11). The record is from RefSeq and is a predicted model, not a curated record. Gene Ontology annotation, cellular component: nucleus. The transcript has 3 exons. Bases 8 to 367 code for a protein of 119 amino acids. NCBI's taxonomy places the organism in Eukaryota, Metazoa, Chordata, Amphibia, Anura, Myobatrachidae. Gene Ontology annotation, molecular function: protein phosphatase 1 binding; protein serine/threonine phosphatase inhibitor activity.
CCCUGACAUGGCGGAAUCCUCCGGGAUGGCGGUGGGGGGUGGGGCCGUCUCCAGCACCGUGACCACCGAGAGCGAGGCGCAGCCGGAACCGCGAUCCCUGACGUUAAAGCUGCGGAAGAGGAAACCGGACAAGAAGGUGGAGUGGACUUGUGACACCGUGGACAACGAGAACCUGGGAAGACGCUCAUCCAAGUGCUGCUGCAUCUACGAGAAGCCCAGAGCGUUUGGCGAAAGUUCAACUGAAAGUGAAGACGAGGACGACUACUGCAACAGCGCUCACUGUAUACGGGGCCACAAGAAGGGUGCACCAGGGGCCACAGAGACUCCACCAUCAAGCCACGAGAACGCUGGCAAUAUGCAGCACUGAGACAGCAAAGAGAGAGUGACAGAGCGCAUCUUGCAUAUCGCUGUUAUUUAUGAGAGCUGCUGCCUCGUGUCUUGUAACUGUCUCUUUUCCUGAUUGUGAGAGUCACAGCAGCUGAGUGCCGGUUCUUUGUCCGUGUCUUCAUGUUGGGUAACACAGUGGCUGAGAGACGGGAAGAUGGAUAGAGAGAGGUUGAUCUGAUGUCUUAUGAGACUGUUAACACACCGUUAACUGUCCCUCUCUUCCGGACUGGCGUAAUGUCUCUUCUGCUUGGAACUGCUUGUCAUUGAAUGUAUGCAUGACCCAUUCUCCCCUCCCCCACCCUUCAACAAUUGCUGUUCUAGCCAUUGGCUACCCUCAGUUUGUUUUUCGGACUCCCCUCCCCAUUGCUGCCCCCUUACGCUUGCCAUCGUUGCUUCAGAUCCUUCUCAGUAUAAUAUGAUGUAAGCUAUUGAAUGUAUUUAUGAAUGAGAUUCUCUCAGGCAAGGCGCAUUAGUAAAAUGACACGGAACCUCUAGUCCCGUCCCGUCCCCCCACUGUGGAAUUGUAACUGUUUGGAUUUAUUACAGCGUUAGUGUUCAUUCUAGCACCCUGCACCUUUCAAAAUCUGUGCAGUUCCUCUUUCCUGCCUGGGGUGUCGCUCUCUGCUGGGAUGCUUCUCGGCAUACUCUGAUCUGUUACUCAGUGCUGUGAUACAGACCUGUGUGUGCUGAGAAGCACCAGAGAGCGACACCCCAGGCAGUAAGAGGGACUGCACAGGAUUUGAAAGGUGCAGGGUGCUAGAAUGAACACUACAGCGUAGUGCUUUGUGGGAGGUCUGCUUAUAAUGCCUGCAUAGACUUAACAUCUUGCAUCAUAAUCACAGGCAGGUAGGAUGUCGUCCAUAGCAACCAAUCGGGUCAUUUCUUACAUCAUGCUGUACACUAAAAAUGAAUAUCUGAUUGGUCGCUAUGGACUACAGCUCAUUUAUUGUGUUUCCAUUGAAUAAGCCUUAUAAUGCGUGAUUUAUCAUCUGUAACUGCCAUGAAACUGCUCUCGCCACAGAACCAUUCCGCUCCCAUUCAUCUGUGUCAUUAAAUUCUCAUUUCACUGA